AUGAACUUGCUCUUGCUCAACGAACCGUCCCUCCGGCUCCCCAGGAUCUUUACAGUAUCGCUAUGUGCGAUCCUUUCCUGGGGACAUGCUGCUUUCCCUCUGUUUUUUGCGGAAUGCGGACUUGCCACAAGGAACCUACAUGACACAGGCGCCAGCUCCUGGGACACAGACACACGGCACAUUGCGUCAACAUUCAACUCCAGUCGUGGAAGCGCAGACCACUCGUUCGCCCAGCGAGCGGAGGCUGUCUCAGACAAAUCUGUCGCGUACUGGAAAGGUCGAAUAGUCGAGGAUGGUGAUGUCGAGGUAGAAGACAAAAUCGUUCACGUGGCGCAAGAAAUCGUCGGGGGCGGCGACAGUUUGUCUGCGGUGGACCCAACGGAGCUGACAGAUGUUGCACGCAUCCUCGCGGCAACAGAAAGGCCAAAGGUCGUAGCGAAUGCAGAUGCCUUCAAGGAAAAGCGGUUCGCGAUCUUCAGCGCUGGUCUCCGCACGUCCAGCUCAGGUCCAAAGGCGAACACAUUCCGUUUCCUGGCUCCAGACCGCACUGAGAAGUUCGCGUUUCCUGGCCGUCGCAGCGCGGACCCGCAGGCAGUAUCGCGGCAGUUGGUCCCGCCCGCAAACCUCGUCACCCGUGGAUCGGGGGAAACAGUGAAGCUAAAAGGAAUAGAGUUAACCGGUGCAGCUCGGGGACUGUUUGUGACGAAAGUUUCUGCAGUAGUCAGACAGGAGGCAGACGGGUCUUCGACUAAGAACCCGCUGUCAAGCUCGCUUCAGACACGCAGCACACAGCGCCGCCCAUGGUACCAGAUGCUCGACGGCUUUGUGGCUGAAGUAGACAAAGUCUACGAAGAAGAAGUGGAAGCUCGUCUCGCGUGGGAACUGAGGAUAUGGCGCCACCUUCCGUCUUCUCGUGCAGAACAGUUAGCCGCAGAGGAACACAUUCUGAUUCCGGGAGCUCUGCUGAGCCACAGCGGCCGGGGGUCGCCUUCUUCGCGACGGAAGGACGCUGCCCGCUUUUCGAGGGAGUUGGAGGGAAAGUGGAACGACCUUUUGUCCGAAAAAGUGUUCAACGUGUUCAUAUGGUACCCGGCGGGGUACCGCGACACCCUAGAAUCGUCUAUGAUGCACUCAGACCAAAUUACGGAGCCGUGGUUCAGCUCCACGCCUCGGGACGUUAUGGAGUCGAUAACCGUCCAGAUGAUUCUCGCUGUGGCAAAUCUGAAUAGUUACGGCCUAGUCCAUACGCAUUUGCGUUCAUCCAGUUUCGUCUUCACUCCAGAAGGGAUCGUUCUUCUGUCGGAUCUAAACCGCGUCGUGCGACAAGGAGAGUUCAUGGACUGCGUAGCAGACCGUGAAGCCUCGCUGAAUGACUUGACGGCUUCCCCAGAGGAACGCGUGUGCGUUCACGAGCACGGCUACAAGGGCAGAGACGCGAAAAAAAAAGAAGAGCUUGUCGGACCUCUGGAGGCACACCCAACUGUGGAUGCGUGGCGACUAGCGGUGAUUCUCUACAAACUUUGGUGCUUGGAAAGCAUGUACGAACGGUCUUCGUACCACCAGUUCGUUGCUCGACAAGACCUCCAACGCGUUCCAGACUCGGAGUCCAACAUCACCUUCCUCAGACAAAAUCCCUUCCCCAUGUCUGCCUGUCGGAAAGACAUGCCCUCUUCCCUGCAACGUCUCCUCCGCCAGAUGUUCGAGCCCGACCCUGCGAACCGGAUCACUUCGGCUGAAGCCGUGAAGAAUAGUUCCUUCUUUCACGACAAAAAGAGAGCAGUGCUGCGAAAAAAGCAGGAGCGGCUCAUCCAGAAAUCCCAACCGGCAGACGGCUAG
Messenger RNA from Toxoplasma gondii ME49, 1836 nucleotides. RefSeq names its product rhoptry kinase family protein ROP22 (incomplete catalytic triad) (gene ROP22). Gene Ontology annotation, cellular component: cytoplasm; nucleus. The coding region runs from base 1 to 1836 and encodes 611 amino acids. NCBI's taxonomy places the organism in Eukaryota, Apicomplexa, Conoidasida, Eucoccidiorida, Sarcocystidae. Gene Ontology annotation, molecular function: ATP binding; protein serine/threonine kinase activity. The record is from RefSeq and is a predicted model, not a curated record. The transcript has a single exon. Gene Ontology annotation, biological process: protein phosphorylation; mitotic DNA damage checkpoint signaling.